AUGCGGCUCGGAAUGGACGUGCACGAGAGCAGGCUGCCGCCCGAGCAGGACUCUGCGGAUUUCUGGAUCGAUUAUUUGUGCGUGCGGCAGUGUCUGCAGGACUUUGAUGUGCACGUCAUGCAGCUCGUAAUCGCAAAGGCUCGUUGGACAAUGGCAGAAAUCGAUCACGACUUCGAAUAUCCACUGCGCAGUUUCUGCGUGUUUGAAGCAUGGGCAGCGGUUCACUCUGGCCGAACACUGCUUUGCAUCACGCGCCCGCAGCACAGACGGUUUUUGGAUAACACGCCCAUUAACGCAGCAGUUGCCCUUGCACGCAAGUCUCAGGAUAAACAGCAAAUCGAUAAUUUGAUCGCAGGAACCGUUGGGUUUCCCAGGCUCAAUUCCGUUGUAUCUGAGGCAAUUUAUGCUGCGCAUCGGUUUCAGUUUCCUGUGCUGUAUAACGAUAUGUUGCUUGCCAGUGUAACUCCAGACAUAUUGCGAAGUGCAUCCCAGAUUACGAGAAGAUGA
Molecule: messenger RNA, 507 nt
Organism: Prorocentrum cordatum
Lineage: Eukaryota; Dinophyceae; Prorocentrales; Prorocentraceae
Source: the annotation of a GenBank genome assembly